AUGUCAAAUUCGAACAGAAUCUUGAUCACAGCCGGCCCGUCCCAAUUAAAAGCAAUGCUAGAAUCCACCGCUCCUAGGAAUGUGAGGCUUUUUUUCCCUAAUACCAACUUCAUCAUUCAAUUCGAGAACCACACGGCGUAUCCGAAUCCUGGUCAUUUCAUGUUAUACCCUGGUGGUAUCUCAAAAACAGAGAUCCUCUUGUGCUAUGGCGGGGUGGCUUCCACGAGUAAGGAUGGUCCCCUUGCUGGCAAUCAUUCUUGGACGAUCACGGAAGGGGCCUAA
This is a messenger RNA of Penicillium soppii, 282 nucleotides long. RefSeq lists its product as uncharacterized. The record is from RefSeq and is a predicted model, not a curated record. Bases 1 to 282 code for a protein of 93 amino acids. NCBI's taxonomy places the organism in Eukaryota, Fungi, Ascomycota, Eurotiomycetes, Eurotiales, Aspergillaceae. The transcript has 2 exons.